CGCCUGCUGGGGGCACAGCGUGCCGGGGCUGCGCCCGCGUCCCUGGCCCGCACGCCCGGGAGCCACGGAGUGUGGUGGUGGAGCCUCGAUGUGCGGGGCCCCGGCUGGCACCGGACCCUGGCGUGAGGCCGCGGGGAGGUAGUCCUUGGACACUUGGUUCUGACGCCCCGGUGACUCCAAGUGACAGCUCAGCAGUGGUGGCAACAUGAGCACCCCCCAGCCCGCCACGUCAGAGCUGGGCCCUGAGAAGGGGGCCGGAGGCCUUGCAGGGAAGGCUGCGGCGGGCACCUGGGGGAAGGGCCCUCGGCUGGGCCAGCGGCUGCCCUCCAUCGUGGUGGAGUCCAGUGAGGCAGGUGCCGUGGAAAGUGGAGAGCUGUGCUGGCCCCCAGAGGGAUCCCAGAGCCAGGCUGCUGCUGCCCCCUCCCCAAGUCUACCGGGAGCAUCAGGGAAGGCUGUGGACGAUGCUGGCGGCAAGUGUGCUGGCUCCGAGGACAAGGUACACCCGGCCCAGUGAUAGGACAAAGAUGGGGCCAGUCUCUGCUCUCCAGCUGCUGAGAGGGCCUUAAAACUCCAGGUAGCCGGGCUGAUGAACAGACAGGGCCAGGCCUGGUGGGACACCCUGCGGGCAGAGCUGAACAGCCACUUCCUGUCUCCCGGGGUCUGGUCAGGCCCACAGUCCUGCCCUUCCCUGUUCAUGGCCCAGGUCUGAAUUAUAGCCCCCUUGUUACAUGGUUUGAAGCAGAAAUAAAGGUACUUCCUGGUGACCAGUA
This is a messenger RNA of Carlito syrichta (Philippine tarsier), 770 nucleotides long. RefSeq names its product protein LBH (gene LBHD2). NCBI's taxonomy places the organism in Eukaryota, Metazoa, Chordata, Mammalia, Primates, Tarsiidae. The record is from RefSeq and is a predicted model, not a curated record. The transcript has 4 exons. Bases 206 to 514 code for a protein of 102 amino acids.